AUGCCUGAACCCCACCACGAGGACCCCGCUUCAGGCCCAAAGUCCACUCAGGAGAUCCCGCAGCCAAGGGAACAACAGCGACACAACCCGCUACUGAGGUGGACAACGGUAACCCUCCCCCCACCAAUUUUCUUCGUCCCGCUACUGCUUCUCGCCGCCUUUUAUCUUCUCUUUUCUUCCUCUCCUCCUCAAGUCCAACAAUCUUGUUCACUUCAGCACAUCCCGCCACUCCAACCAGCAUCCUAUACCCCUCCUUCCGCUCCAAAAACAGUCGCCAUGGCUUCCACCGAGCAGACCUUCAUUGCCAUCAAGCCUGAUGGUGUUCAGCGUGGCCUGAUCGGCCCCAUCAUCAGCCGCUUCGAGAGCCGAGGCUUCAAGCUGGUUGCCAUCAAGCUCACCCAGCCCGGAAAGGAGCACCUCGAGGCCCACUACGCCGACCUCAAGGGCAAGGGCUUCUUCGAUGGCCUCGUCAGCUACAUGAACUCUGGCCCCAUCUGCGCCAUGGUCUGGGAGGGCCGUGAUGCUGUCAGGACCGGCCGCACCAUCCUCGGUGCCACCAACCCUCUUGACUCUGCCCCUGGCACCAUCCGUGGCGACUUCGCCAUCGAUAUCGGCCGCAACGUCUGCCACGGCUCCGACUCCGUCGAGAACGCCAAGAAGGAGAUUGCCCUCUGGUUCAAGGACGGUGAGGUCGUCUCCUACAAGGCUUCCCAGUUCGGCUGGAUCUACGAAAAGGAGUAA
Messenger RNA from Trichoderma aggressivum f. europaeum, 741 nucleotides. RefSeq lists its product as uncharacterized. The transcript has 7 exons. Gene Ontology annotation, molecular function: nucleoside diphosphate kinase activity. Gene Ontology annotation, biological process: UTP biosynthetic process; CTP biosynthetic process; GTP biosynthetic process. Bases 1 to 741 code for a protein of 246 amino acids. The record is from RefSeq and is a predicted model, not a curated record. Lineage: Eukaryota; Fungi; Ascomycota; Sordariomycetes; Hypocreales; Hypocreaceae.